UGUUCCCCGGCGAGGCUGCCGGGUGGAUAAGGCGGAGGAAUGAAGAGUGGAGUGCAGGCUGGAGAGGGGGACGUACAGCCAUGUCUGCGGCCGCGCUCCUAAUCCGGUCCUGGCGCGGGGUGAGCGGCUGCUGGGCCCCCGGAGCCGGGAUACGAAGACUUUCCUCAAUUGCAGAUCCAGAGAUCAAAGUUUGUGUUAUUGGUAGUGGCCCAGCAGGUUUCUACACUGCACAGCAUUUACUGAAGCAUCACAAAUCCACUGUGGUUGAUAUCUAUGAAAAACUGCCUAUUCCAUUUGGCCUUGUGAGAUUUGGCGUUGCUCCUGACCAUCCAGAAGUGAAGAAUGUUAUCAACGUGUUCACCCAGACGGCACACCUUAGUCGCUGCUCAUUUUAUGGAAAUGUUACUGUUGGGAAGGAUGUAAGCAUUGAGGAACUGAAACAGGCAUACCACGUUCUGGUAUUGAGCUAUGGAGCUGAAACUAAUCGGAUACUUGGAAUUCCUGGGGAGAAUCUACCAGGUGUAUACUCUGGAAGAGCAUUUGUGGGCUGGUAUAAUGGUUUACCUGAGAACAGAAAUCUGAACCCAGACUUGAGCAGUGAGACAGCAGUCAUUGUGGGACAUGGAAACGUGGCAUUUGAUUUAGCCAGGAUUCUCCUUUCUCCCAUUGACCUACUUAAGAAAACAGAUAUCACUGCAAAUUCUCUGGAGGCAAUAGAAAAUAGUAAGGUGAAGCGGGUGAUAAUUGUUGGGAGAAGAGGACCUCUCCAGGUUGCAUUUACCAUAAAGGAGCUCCGUGAGAUGAUGAAGUUGCCAGGUACUCGUUCGUUGCUUGAUCCUAAUGAUUUUGAGGGGCUCAAACAUGUUGUUAAAGACCUGCCAAGGCCAAGGAAACGGCUGAUGGAACUGUUGAUUAAAACUGCUCUUGAAAAUAAUUCUGGGAAAGAAGCUGAGUUCCAAGCAGCAGCUACUAAAGAAUGGAGCCUUCGAUUCCGGCGAAGCCCCUUGGAGAUUAUUCCAAGUAAUGACGGAGAACGUGUGGGUGGGAUUCGGCUGUCUGUCACCAAGCUGGAGGGUUCAGCAGAAUCUGCAGUGGCCAUUCAGACAGAAGAUGUUGAAGAUCUGGAGUGUGGAUUAGUGCUGAGCAGCAUUGGCUACAAAAGCCAUCCGAUUGACCCCUCUGUUCCAUUUGAUCAGCAGCAAGGGGUUAUCCCAAAUAAGUUGGGACGUGUCCUGCAUGCACCAGGCAUGUACUGCAGUGGCUGGGUAAAAAGAGGACCAGUAGGGGUCAUCGCAAACACAAUGAAUGACGGUUUUGAAACAGCCGAAUCUGUUCUGGAAGAUGUACAAUCAGGAAUACUGGAUGUAUCUGCUUUGAAAGGAGGGUAUAAAGUAAUUGAGGCCUUGCUUAAGCAAAGAGGUAUCUGCCCAGUUUCAUUUUCUGGAUGGGAAAAAAUUGACUCUUCUGAAGUGACAAAAGGAGAAAAAGUGGGCAAGCCCAGAGAGAAACUACUAACUGUGAAAGAGAUGCUGGAAGUGGCCAAUCAGUAACCAAGCUGCCAAAUGAAGAGAUUCAUACUGAUAUCUACAAAGUACACACUGUCCUGCCUUUGAACAUUGUUAGUGGCUGAUUUAAUGGAGAAAUAUUUUUUGGUCUUUGUAAAACAGAGACAGGAUCAUAAGAUUCUCUUUAAAAAAAAGUCUGUGUCUAUGAGAAAUGGUUACAAAGGUUUGCUGCUUUGAAAUUGAAGUAUUAUUUCAAUUUUUGUUGAGAACAUUUUUACCAGUUCUUAAACAUUUUCAGCAGAAAGAACUUUUGAUGGUGCUAAACUUGACUUCCUCCAGUGUAGAAUAAGACCAGCUUUUUCCUGACUUGAAGGAUUGCCCCCUAAUUUGCAUUUUCUCUUUGCCAAUUGACUACUCAGUUUUGAGAGCUGGCAUCUUCAAUUUUCUUCCUGUGCCAAGGCUACUGAUCUAUGAUAUUUCACAAAAUAGAAAGCUCUGAGGUGUAGAAAUAGCAGCUAAUGAAAAUUAUGUUGAUUAUUGUUAUACUAGAAUUUACAUUGCCUUAGGACUUACUGUGUUUUAUCAAGGAAAUAUGGACAUUGUAUGUAAGGUGCAUUCUGGCGAAAGUACUUGUUCUGUGCUAUUUUUGUUCCAUGGUUCUGUGUUCUGUGUUGCUUUAAUGUUACGCUACAGUGAUUUAAAUACUAAACUUAUGACUUUGGAUCUUUUAUGUUACUUAUAUCUUUUAUGAAACAAUUGAUAAUUUUUUUUGCCUUACUCAUUUAUCCUUGCGUAUUUUUCCCACUACACUAAUUCUUAUUGUUCAUAGUUAUGUAAAUCAGACUUGACUCUUUUACUUUGACCAGUUUUGAUCGGCUUGGAGUCCAAUUUAUUGCCAUGAAUAAGGAAGUAGGGAGUUACGAAGUUUAUUAAGCAAGGUACAAGUCAAAAUAGAAAUUUAAUCUCCUUUAAAAUUGUGAACACCUGUUAUGUAUGAACUCUAAACAAAUAAUGAAAUAUUUACUGCUAUCAUUUCAUUUUAUGUUGGGCCAGGUAAUGUUGGAUCUGGUCAGCCACACCCAGCUUGGCCAGUGGUGUCCUCCUGUGAGUAGGUAGUUUCGAAGGCUUAUUCCUGAUGGGCUUUGAAAUGGCAAAGCCUCGUGUGAGGUUCUUGCCUUUUGACAGAAUUGCCAAGAAUUUUAACAGACUUCUAAGAUUGAAGUAAGUAAUUAAGAACAAACUAAUAAAAUCAUUUAACAUACAUCAAAGUUGCUGGUGAACGCAGCAGGCCAGGCAGCAUCUAUAGGAAGAGGUACAGUCGAUGUUUCAGGCCGAGACCCUUCGUCAGGACUACUAAAAUCAUUUGGUGCUUCCUAAUGCUUAUGCCUGUAAUCCCUUUGGAUUUUAUUGUUGUCUUGGAUCAUAUGUCAAAUUUCAUGUGCGUUCCAUUAAGGAAAGUCUCUGCCAUUGAACCAAAUUGUGUUCAGUGACAAACCUUAGUUACAACACAAAUGCUAUGAGGGUUUGAAGGUUUGAAAUGGGCUAAUUUUAAUUCAGUUAAACCAUCUCAGACACUGGUUUCUCCUGCAACUCAGUGUUGAUUUGAACUUCAGUUGAAAUUCAGUGAAUUGUCUUUCACUCACCUGAGUGUCCAAGACAAUGAUGUGGAGUUGUAAUAUAUGCCAACUGGAACUCUUUUAGUACUUUGGUCUGUUGAGCACAAUCAACCCUACAAACAAAAGCAGUACAUAUCGGCAGUUCAGAACUGCUGUUUACUUCUACAGAAAUGGCUGUAUUUCAGUUAACAUCUUUACAGAGCAGAAGUACACGUUGCCAGCUGGAAACAUACCUCUCCCAGUGAAUUGGACUUCCAGUGAUCCUGGAGAGCCAUUGAAACUUAGCCCAAACAAAUGGUAUGGAAGUUACUUUUUACUGCUUGUCUGCUGUGUAUGGAUAGGUGGUUUCAUUGUAUUUCCAAAAGGUAGAGCCAACUGCACAAGACUGCUCUAAGUUUGUUAUUCACACCAGUCUUGCCCAAAACGCCUGAUGUGGGAAUGAGAAAUAACCAUGUCAUAGCAGAUUCCCAUAAGAUGUAAUUACAUUAUAGUUGGGGGAGUUUUAUGAAUAAUCAACAUUUUAUCUUGGAACUUUCACAGAGUAUGAUGGUUGUUUGGAAGUGGUUCAUACUGAGCAUAAUUUAUUCACAUUACUAUCCACUUUUGAAAGUUUUUGACUACAAGCAAAUGAAUUUCUAAAAUGCAAAUGUGUGUGCAAGUGGAAAGCCAUGCUUCCAUACAUCUACAAGCAGCUUCUGUUACAUUGAAGGUUCGGGGAUGGUUGGCUAAGUCUCAUCCUGGUUCAGCUUCAGCUAGAGGAACCCUUUAUCCUCGAAUGGAUCAAUAAGUUUUAUGACAUAUUGGGAAACCUGAAAUUAAAUCUGGCAUUUUAAGUUAAUGGGCUUCUACUACUGUACAUUGAUUUGGGCUGGAAGAACUCAGCAGAUCCAGCAGCAUCUGUGGGAGGCAAGAAAUUGUCACUGUUUCUCGUCAAAAUCCUGACACAGCUUUCGACCUGAGACAUCAUUAAUUCCUUUCCUCCUACAGAUGGUUGACCCAGUAAGUUCCUGCAGCAGAUGCUUUGUUGCUCCACAUUCCAGCAUCUACACCAACUUUGGGUAUCCAGUCUAGUUGUGGAUUACUGAUCUAUUUCCUGUAAAGAUGAAAACAUAUUAAUAUGGGUACCCUGUAAGAAAUAAUAGGUUAGCACUAUUCCCAUUUGCACACCCACAGUUGAAGCUGGGUUAAAUCCCCUAGUCAAUGUGUACAAGAAUAUUCCCUUCUGUGUUGGCUUGGUUAGUUGGUUCUUAAGAUGCAGUUCAGCAGGCAAUUGACAACACUAUCUCUGAUACUGCAACAUAUUAUUUUUCUGAAAACACUUACAUUUUCUGACUUGAAAUUUACACUAACAUGCAGGUUUGCUUGGUAAGCUCUAUUCACACCCAGUUCUUGAAGAAGGGGUCGGGCCUAGAAUGAGCUGAGAUUUGGAAAACGUGACAGCUUGUAAAACAGAAAUUGCUGGAACUGCUCAGCAGCUCAGGCCAGACCUGUGAAGAGAAACGAUCAAUGUUUCAGCCUGCAGAUGUGUUGUCAGGACGGGGAAGAUGGCAAAAGAAGCCUGUGAAGUUGCAGGGCGGGUGGAGAAGGGGGGCAUGAC
This is a messenger RNA of Mobula hypostoma (lesser devil ray), 4718 nucleotides long. RefSeq names its product ferredoxin reductase (gene fdxr). The record is from RefSeq and is a predicted model, not a curated record. Gene Ontology annotation, biological process: ubiquinone biosynthetic process. The coding region runs from base 81 to 1550 and encodes 489 amino acids. Lineage: Eukaryota; Metazoa; Chordata; Chondrichthyes; Myliobatiformes; Myliobatidae. Gene Ontology annotation, cellular component: mitochondrion. The transcript is spliced from 12 exons.